GAUCUGGGGACGCCCAGAAAUGCUGUUGUGUGUAACACAAUUAUCACUGUUUGUUGUCGUGUCGAAAUCAACAGUGACAGCUUCAAGUGCACCUAACUGAAAAGGAGACCGCUCAUCAGCCAUAAGCGAUGGGCUGUUUCAAAUCUAAGUCUUCACCUGAGCCUGUAAAGGUUUUUGGUUCACCUCAAAGUCCAGAUGCUCACGCUGUAUAUGUGAAGGAUCCUACAUCUCAAAAACAUGUGAGCAAACUUGAAACAUCAAGAGAAACAUCAACUGGAAAAGGAGGAAUUCACCCAGCAGAGAAUGGUGUGCUUCUGCUAGCCUUGUAUGACUAUGAGGGAGUGCACCCUGGGGAUCUCACAUUUAAUAAGGGAGACCAUCUACAGCUAAUUGAAGAUUCUGGUGAGUGGUGGAGAGCUCAGCUUGUCAAGAAUGGAGAGGAAGGAUUUAUACCAAGUAACUAUGUAGGACAACUUGAUUCCUUGGAAUCUGAAGAAUGGUAUUUUAAGGGUACGAGCAGAAAAGAAGCAGAGAGACAACUGCUCUCUGGUGAGAACAAACUUGGAGCUUUCAUGAUACGAGACAGUGAAACAAUGAAAGGCUCCUACUCACUCUCGGUUAAAGUCUCAAGCAACCAAUCAGGUGACACUGUGAAACAUUACAAAAUCCGGACAAUAGACGAUGGUGGAUUUUAUAUUUCUCCUCGGAUCACUUUUAGCUCACUAAAAGAACUUGUCGUGCAUUAUCAGCGGCAGACAGAUGGACUUUGCCAAUGCCUUACUAUUCCUUGUCAGGCAGCACGACCAGAUAAACCAUGGGAGAAGGAUGCAUGGGAGAUCGCAAGGGAAUCACUGACCCUAGAAAGGAAAUUGGGAGCUGGACAGUUUGGUGACGUUUGGUUGGCGACAUAUAAUGGCCACACUCAAGUAGCAGUAAAGACUAUGAAGCCAGGAACUAUGUCUACAGGAGCCUUUCUAGAGGAAGCAAACCUUAUGAAGAGUCUUCAACAUCCUCGCUUGGUGCGCCUUCAUGCAGUGGUAACUGAAGACGAACCCAUAUAUAUAAUUACUGAAUAUAUGGAAAAGGGGAGCUUGUUGGACUUUUUGAAGAGCCAGGAAGGCAAUAAGCAGCCAUUACCACGACUCAUUGACUUUUCAGCCCAGAUUGCAGAAGGAAUGUGGUUUAUUGAGAGGAAGAAUUAUAUUCACAGAGAUCUAAGAGCAGCCAAUUGCCUGGUCUCAGCGUCACUUGCAUGUAAAAUUGCAGACUUUGGAUUGGCUCGAGUGAUCGAGGACAGCGAAUAUACAGCAAGGGAAGGAACCAAGUUUCCAAUAAAAUGGACAGCUCCCGAGGCAACAAAUUAUGGAUCCUUCACUAUAAAAUCUGAUGUCUGGUCAUUUGGAAUCUUACUGAUGGAAAUCAUCACAUAUGGAAGAACUCCAUAUCCAGGGAUGACAACCAUGGAGGUGAUAUCUGCACUUGAUAGAGGAUAUCGUAUGCCAUGCCCUCAGCAAUGUCCACAAGAACUUUAUGAGAUUAUGUUGCAGACCUGGCAACAAGAACCUGAGCAACGACCCACAUUUGAGUACAUACAGAGUAUCCUAGAGGACUUCUUUACUGCCACUGAGAGUCAAUACCAACAGCAACCAUGACCUUUUAAUGUGCUAGCAACACAAACUUUAUCCACUUUAGCGAAGACAACUGAGCCUGUCUAACUAACGGAAACUGUUUUCAGCUAGGUCAACAGCAACUCACCCUGACAAACUUAGUGUAAGUCAUACCUAGCUAGGCCAUGUCAACUAACCCUGCAAAGCUAACAACAUCCUGAGCCUGGAUAUUGAUAUUAAGCUUUAAUUUCACCAAACUUCAUGAAGCCCUUACCUUGCCUAAACUAUGACAUCAUUUCUGCUGUAAAACCCGAGACAACACCAUAGUAAUAUUGAAGUCAGAUAUUGCAUGUACUCUAGAUACUGCUCAAAAAACCUGAAAAUGAAUAAUUUAUUAGUAUUUAAAAGUGUUGGUUUAGUCAAAACUUUUCUCUGUUCCAUCUUAAAGAGAAUAUUUAUAAUGUGUUAACAAUGUUAUGAUUUUUGAAAAA
Messenger RNA from Bombina bombina (fire-bellied toad), 2098 nucleotides. RefSeq names its product HCK proto-oncogene, Src family tyrosine kinase (gene HCK). Gene Ontology annotation, biological process: cell surface receptor protein tyrosine kinase signaling pathway; innate immune response; cell differentiation. Lineage: Eukaryota; Metazoa; Chordata; Amphibia; Anura; Bombinatoridae. The transcript is spliced from 12 exons. The record is from RefSeq and is a predicted model, not a curated record. The coding region runs from base 129 to 1652 and encodes 507 amino acids. Gene Ontology annotation, molecular function: non-membrane spanning protein tyrosine kinase activity; signaling receptor binding; ATP binding. Gene Ontology annotation, cellular component: extrinsic component of cytoplasmic side of plasma membrane.